This is a messenger RNA of Zingiber officinale, 2773 nucleotides long. Its product is annotated as endoglucanase 16-like. Gene Ontology annotation, molecular function: hydrolase activity, hydrolyzing O-glycosyl compounds. Lineage: Eukaryota; Viridiplantae; Streptophyta; Magnoliopsida; Zingiberales; Zingiberaceae. Bases 1025 to 2590 code for a protein of 521 amino acids. The record is from RefSeq and is a predicted model, not a curated record. Gene Ontology annotation, biological process: carbohydrate metabolic process. The transcript is spliced from 5 exons.
CCCGUGGAAGGUUUGGUGAGUGGUUGCAAGGCUUAUCGAAAAGGGCAAGAAGCGUUGUGUGGUUUGGUAAGAACUGGACAAGCUAAUCUGUUGAGAACUUGAAGAACAGUCAGCAGCGAAGAACAUGUGAGGUUAGGUUAGCAGAUGGAUACUGCAUCCUUCUUCCAAUUAUCAGGCAGAGUUUGAAGAACUGAAGCUUCCCAUAGCCACCGCAGUCAACAUCGUACCCGACAUCCAUGUUUUCAUUUCAUCCCUUUCAAAGAUAAUAUCACUCAUAAUGUUCAAAUCCAGAGGUAGCCAUUUCGAUUUGCCUUUCUAAAUCAAUCCAUCAAACGCAGUCUGUUCCAGUCUGAUUUCAUAGACACUGUUGUAAAUAAGAAACCAGCAGAUGAGAAUCACAAGACCGAAGUCAACCUUUUCUUCCCCGCUGCAAGAAAUGCAGAGUCAAACAUCAGUUUCUCUAAGACGACCAACCCAAGAACCCAACUUGGACUGCUAGUUCUUUCACAAGGAAGCUUGAUUCCUCAGGCAUCAUACUUCUUCCCAAACUCCUAAAUUAUAUUCUACACGCCAUCGUAGAUCUCUUGACUCAACAAAGGUACUUCUUAGUUAGUUAUCAAAUUUGAAACAUAUUCAUGCAUCAUGAAGACAAAGGUUUGGUUUCAGCUGACUUUAUUUAUAUAUAUAUAUAUAAACGUCUCCUUUAAAUUCUUACAAUGUUAGGCAUGGCUUGGAAAACUGAAGCUUCCUAUUUGGCACACCCUGACUUUGUAUGUUUUUUGUAACCUUUUGCCACUUGGCAUUUUUCCAUUUAUCCCAUGCAUCAUUCAUGUAGCUGAUAUCUUCAAUUAUAUAACUAAUUCUUCAUACCAACUAAUGAUCGAAACUGCACGUUGAGCAUGAGUUCUUCAUUUCCUUGGUCAGAAGUCCAUGAGUCAAUGUGUGACAAGAUGUAUAAGUAGGCUUUAGGAUCCGUUCUUGAACUAAAAUUUUCAUUUAGGUUUGUUAGAUAGAUUGUGUGUGCAUGAUGAUGGAAAAGAAGGGCUUAAAGUUUAGUUGUAAGCUUGUUGUGAAAUGUGUGAUUUUUGUGGUUUUGUUGAUGAACGAUACUCUGUUUCCGAGUAGUGCCUUUGCUUCGUCGGAGUACAGGGAGGCGCUUGCCGAGAGCCUUCUGUACUUUGAAGCGCAGCGCUCCGGCCGCCUCCCGUACCACCAGCGCGUUCAGUGGCGCGGCCACUCCGGCCUCACCGACGGGCUCGAGCAAGGAGUGGAUUUGGUGGGAGGAUACUACGACGCCGGCGACAACGUCAAGUUCGGCCUGCCGAUGGCGUUCACGGUGACGAUGCUGUCGUGGGGGGUGGCGGAGUACGGCGGGGACAUGGCGGCGGCCGGCGAGCUGCGGCACGCGAUGGAGGCCAUCAAGUGGGGCACCGACUAUUUCGUGAAGGCCCACACGCAGCCCCACGUGCUGUGGGCUCAGGUGGGGGACGGCGACACCGACCACGGCUGCUGGCAGCGGCCGGAGGACAUGACGACGUCGAGGAAGGCGUACAAGGUGGACGCGGAGCACCCGGGGUCGGAGGUCGCGGCGGAGACGGCGGCGGCGAUGGCCGCGGCCUCGCUGGUCUUCAAACAAACCGACCCUCACUACUCCCACGUCCUCCGGCACCACGCUCAACAGUUAUUUGAGUUCGGGGACAAGUACAGGGGGAGGUACGACGAGAGCGUGGAGUCGGCGGCGGAGUACUACCCGUCGGAGAGCGGGUACGGGGACGAGCUGCUGUGGGCGGCGCUUUGGCUGCACCGGGCGACGGGGAAAGCGGAGUACUUGGACUACGCCGUCGACAACGCGCACGCCCUUAACGGCGCUGCGUGGGCCGUGGCCGAGUUCAGCUGGGACAUCAAGCACGCCGGCGUUCAGAUUCUUGCUUCCAAGAUAUUGAUGGAGAAAGGAAGGCAAUUGGAAGAGGAGCAGGUGAAGACGUUAGAGGAGUACAGGUCCAAAGCGGAGCACUACUUGUGUGCCUGCUUGAGCAUGAACCUUGACGACGCCGACAACGUCCGCCGCACCCCCGCCGGGCUCCUCUUCGUCCGCCCCUGGAACAACAUGCAGUACGUCGCCAGCGCCGCGUGGCUGCUCACCGUGUUCGCCGACUACCUGUCGUCAGCGGGAGGAUCAGGUCUCCGCUGCGCCCGGGGCCCGGUGGGGCCCCCGGAGCUGGCGGCCCUCGCGCGGGCACAGGUGGACUACGCCCUCGGCGAAAACCCGGCGGGGAUGAGCUACCUGGUGGGGCACGGGCAGAGUUUCCCGGCGAUGGUGCACCACCGGGCGGCGUCGAGCGCGUCGCAGCGGGAGGCGAAAGCCUUCGUCGGGUGCGCGCAGGGGUAUGACGAGUGGUACGCACGCCGCGGUGCCAACCCACACAUUCUCGUCGGGGCGGUGGUGGGCGGCCCCGACGAGAGGGACGCGUUCGCCGACGGGAGGGAAAACUACAUGCAGACGGAGGCGUGCACUUACAACACAGCGCCGUUGGUCGGAGUCUUCGCCAGGCUGAGUCGCCUCGAAGGAGAUCAAAGGGACAAGACAUGAAUGCAACAGAAGAGUUUCGAUUUUUGCUGUUCAUUUUUGGGAUUCUCGUGGAAACUGGAAAUGUAAAUUAUUGUUUUUUUUUCUUUUUUUUUCUUUUUAAGAAAACAUGUAAAAUUAAAAGACGACACACACACGAAAGUAGCAAAUACAAAAUGGAAAGAAUGUAUUUUUAUUGCCUUAAAU